Messenger RNA from Ahaetulla prasina, 2105 nucleotides. It is a transcript of the gene C8H4orf33, whose product is annotated as chromosome 8 C4orf33 homolog. The transcript is spliced from 6 exons. NCBI's taxonomy places the organism in Eukaryota, Metazoa, Chordata, Lepidosauria, Squamata, Colubridae. The record is from RefSeq and is a predicted model, not a curated record. The coding region runs from base 600 to 1193 and encodes 197 amino acids.
AGAUAUUUGAAGUCUAUUUCUUAUUCAGUCUUAAUGUCAUGUUUUUCUCUUUACAUGGAAAAAUUAAGAUCAAAUACUAAUGAGAAAUAAGGGGGGGGAACGUAAGGGCAACGCUGGUGGCGGGGGAGACCCGCUGCGCUCGGCCGAAGUGCCGCUUCGGGGGGGCGAGGGCGGAGAAGGCGAGGCUCGCUCGCCUUUUGGCCCUGGCGCGCUCGGCUUCCGUAGGGCCUCCGGGCGACCGCUGGCCGCUUGCCAACCACUCAGCUCAGGUCCCGCAUCCAACGCCGCUUCCUGGCCGGCCAGCGGGUGGACGGACGGUCGUUUGGGGAGACGCUGCGCUGGGGCCGCUCCGCUGCAGUGCGCAUGUGCAGCCCCGGGACAUCAGCCCGCCUUCCCGGAAGGCCGCCACUCCGCUUUUUUCCUUGUGCCGCUGCUCUGGAGCUCGCCUUCUUAUAAUUCUUACUAUAAUUAGGGAUAGAGAGACUAUCCCUAAUUAUAGUUGUGAGAAACGGAAUAAGUUACCAUUUGUCAUUGGAAAAUCUGACUCCGAAAACUCACUUCUGAUGGCCAACAUCUAAAUCACCUACAAGAUCCCACAGAUGGAGUUUAAAAUUGAGCAUACAUGGAACAGCCUUCCGGUGGCCCAUGAUCCAAUAAUAAUCAGUCUGAGUCCAGAAAAUGCUGGAAUACUGAUGGAAUUGAAUGCCCCAUUUUUCAAUGAUACUCCAGCUCCUCCUGGUGAACCAGGAAAACCAUUCAAUGGAUUAUGGGACUAUGAGGUCGUAGAAGCCUUCUUCUUGAAUUACCAAACCGAGCAGUACCUAGAAGUAGAGCUCUGCCCGCAUGGCCAACAUCUUGUAUUGUUCCUUUGUGGCAGACGGAAUAUCUGCAAAAAAGAACUGCCUUUAAAAUUUGAAGUUUCAAGAGCAACUACCAAAUGGAGGGGCCAUGCUCAUUUGCCUUGGAAUUUUUUUCCUCCCAACACUGACAGAUUUAAUGCAUUUGCAAUUCAUGGAUCAGAUGUGAACAGAACAUAUGAAGCUCUCUAUCCUAUUCCUCAAAAUGAAGUUCACAAUAACCAUAAACCUGAUUUCCAUCGUCUGGAAUAUUUUAAAAAUUUCAGUUUCAAACAAUUAAUGGGAGAAGAUUGGAAACAGAUUGAAUCAGACUUGUGGGAAUCAUGUGUGAGAUGAAAAAUAAAAGAAUAUCAUAAAGAUUUGGCUGAGCAAACUUGUGGGCAGAUCUUUCUUUUUUGGCCUGCAGGUGGGCUUUCUUUUGAAGAAAAAGGUAAUUUAUCAAAUUAGAAUUGUUAGAAAAGAAUUUGGAAAAUAUAACUAUUGCAAGAUUAUUGUAUGGAAAAAAAAUGGAAAUAAAAUGAAAAACAUUCAGAGGAAAUUUGACUUAUAAAAUUAACUGAAUGUACAGAAAUGAUGAAGCUGACCUGUCUGAUGAGAAAGAGAAAAAGAGAAUAAUCUUUUUGGAAACCUUAUAUGAACAUUUUGCUGAAAGAAAAAAAUUUAAAUGAAUGAUUUCAGAAUUUGAAAGGAACAAAGUGGAUGAUAAAAAUAUUAAUAUGAUAAUUACUUGAUAGAAAUGCAGAUGGAUAAUUGUAUGUUCUCUUAUUUCAUUUCCUGAAAUUUUCUCUUUUCCUUACUAUCUUGUUUUGUUUGUUCUGCAUACUUCUUACUUUUGCUAUAUUGAAAUAUGUGUGGUAUAUGUGUGCAUAUGCAUGCAUGGGCACUCAAUACAGCUACUUUACUUCUUUUAAGCGUUUAUAAAGAUGACAAAUUAAGCCACUAUAGAAGACAGAGGUGAAUCACUUUAGUUACUACAUAAAAAUGAAGCAGGAGCAUUAACCUCCAGUUCUAAUGCAGAUUAAGAUAGAUUAUUGGACACAGUUGGAUACUGUUCUUUUACAGUACUAGAAAGUCUCUAGUGGAUUAAAUCAAAGCGUCUUGGCAUCAGGGAAAAUUCAUAGAUAUGGUUAUAAAAUAUAAACUGUAUGUCUGUAUAUCUUUAUAAUAAAAUAAUUAUCAGUACCUGGAAUCAUGUAAAAGUUUUGCUUCCUUUCAUCUCUGCAUUUUGUUAUUUCAAUAAAGUCAUAA